AUCUCAAGUCACUCAAGAACAUGUCGGCUGCUGCUGCUUCGGCGUCCAAUGCGGGUGCGUCCAACGCAGGUGGAAACGUGGAGAUCGACGAGGACCUCCAAUCGCGCCAGCUGGCGGUGUACGGGCGUGAGGCCAUGAUGCGGCUCGCCAAGUCCAAGGUGCUCAUCACGGGCAUGGACGGGCUCGGAGCUGAGAUUGCCAAGAACGUGAUUCUGGCCAACGUCGGCAGCGUGACACUCCACGAUACGGCCGAAGUUGCCAUUGCUGACCUUGGAGCUCACUUUUACCUCAAGGAGGAGGAUGUGGGCAAGAACCGUGCCGAGGCGUGCCUGGGCGAGCUGCAGGAGCUCAACCCGUCGGUGAUGACUGUGGCGUCGCAGCGCGACCUCGAGCCCAAGUUCCUUGCCGAGUUCCAGAUUGUGGUCUGCGUCUCGACGCCGCUCGCCGAGGCCUGCCGCAUCAACGAGUACUGCCGGUCUGCGCGCCCGCCGAUUGCCUUUGUCUACACCUCUGCAUACGGCCUUGCCGGCGCGGCGUUCUCGGACUUUGGCCCCGACUUUCCGGUCUUUGACUGGUCGGGCGAGGCCAAGAAGUCUGCGAUUGUGGCCAAGAUCAGCCAGGCGAACCCUGCGGUGGUGACGUGCGUGUUUGACAAGAACGACCCGCACUCGCGACACGACCUUGCCGAGGGCGAGGUUGUCGAGUUUGCCGAGGUCAAGGGUAUGACCGAGCUCAACGGCAACGCGUACACGGUGAAGGAGGUGAUCAAUCCGUGGAUGUUCUCGAUCGAGGUCGACACGACCGGCUUUGGCGAGUACUUUGACGGCGGCCUGGUGACCGAGAAGCGCAUGCCGCGCUUUAUUCCGUUCCGCUCGCUCCGCGAGACGCUGCACUCGCCGGGCGAGUUCCUUGUUUCGGACUGGGGCAAGUGGGGCCGCCCGGCCCUGCUCCACCUCGCGCUGCAGGCGCUCGACGCGUACCGGACCGAGCACGGAGGCGCUUACCCUGCGCCCGGCGACGCCGCGGCCGGCGACGCCGUCGUGGCCGCUGCCACCGAGCUCAACGCUGCCAAGCUCGCCGACCUCGAUGCCGAGGCCGCGCGGCUGGAGGCGCAGAGCAAGGCGCUGGGCGCGGCGCUCGAUGCCAUGGACGCUGCGGCGCUCGGCCUCGACGUCGAGGGCUCGCCCGAGGCUGCGGCUGGGCUGAGCGCGGCGCGCACUGAGGUCGAGGCGCAGCUCAAGGCUGUCCGCGACCGGCAGGGCGCCAUGGGCUGGGAGCGCAUCGACGAAGUCGACGAGGCCACGCUGCGGAGCGUGGCAUCGGGCUCGUCGGCCGUCCUCAACGCCAUGGCCGCCUUUCUGGGCGGGCUCGUCGGGCAGGAGGUGGUCAAGGCCGGAACGUCCAAGUACAUGCCGCUCAACCAGUGGUACCACUUUGACGCGCUCGAGUCGCUGCCGGCCGAGGCUGUCGACCCGGCCAGCCUUGCGCCGCGCGGCUCGCGGUACGACGCCAUGACUGCGGUCUACGGCGCCGAGCUGGUGGAGAAGAUCCGCAACCUCAAGUACUUCCUUGUGGGCUCGGGCGCGCUUGGCUGCGAGUACCUCAAGAACUUUGCUCUCACCGGCGUGGGCACCGGCCCCGACGGCGAGGUUAUUGUCACUGACGACGACGUCAUCGAGCGGUCGAACCUCUCGCGGCAGUUCCUCUUCCGCAACUGGCACGUCAAGAAGUCCAAGUCGCUGAGCGCGUCCGAGGCGGCGAUGGCCAUGAACCCGGAGUUCAAGGUCAAGGCUCUGCAGGAGCGGGUCUCGCCGGACACCGAGAACAUUUUCAACGAUGCGUUCUGGUCCUCGCUCUCGGGCGUGUGCAACGCGCUCGACAACAUCAAGGCGCGGCUGUACGUCGACGAGCGGUGCGUGUUCUACGGCAAGUCGCUCCUCGAGUCGGGCACGCUCGGGCCCAAGUGCAACACUCAGGUUGUCGUCCCGCACCUGACCGAAAACUACGGCGCGUCGCGCGACCCGCCGGAGCGCGAGGCCCCGCAGUGCACCAUCCACAACUUUCCGCACACCAUCGAGCACUGCCUCGUGUGGGCCAAGUCGGAGUUUACUGGCCUCUUUGAGACCUCGCCGGCCGAGGCGCAGAAGGUCCUCGACCUCGGUUCAGUCGAUGCCUACGUCGAGACGAUGCAGGCUUCGGGCGCCGGCAUCGGUGACAUCCUCAACAACCUGCGUGGUGACGAGACAUGGGGCGGCGGCGUGACCGACAUGCUCAACGACGUCCCGGCGUCGUACGACGACUGCGUCAAGUGGGCCCGCCACAAGUGGCAGAUCUACGCCUCAAACAUGAUCCGCCUCCUCAUCCACGUCUUCCCCGAGGACAUGCUCACCUCUGAGGGCGGCCGGUUCUGGACUGCGCCCAAGCGCUUCCCCACCCCGCUCGAGUUUGACCUCGCUGACGACAUGACCUUCCAGUUCCUCCGUGCCGCCUCGCUCCUCCGGGCCUCCACCUUUGGCAUCAACAAGCCGGCGUCGGUGACCCGCGAGACCAUUGCCGCUGCCCUCGCCUCGUACUCUGAGCCUGCCUUUGACCCCGCGGCGCUCGGCGACGUCAAGAUCGAGUCGGACCCCAACGCUGAGGCCGGCGCCGCCGAGGGCACCGACGACGACAUCUCCACCGUCGUCGCCGCCAUUGCGCCCAUCCCCGAGGUCAAGGCCAAGACCACCACCCUCUACCCGGAGGUGUUCGAAAAGGACGAUGACACCAACCACCACAUCGCCUUUAUCCAGGCCCUCGGCUGCCUCCGCGCCCGCGCUUACGCCAUCGCCGAGGUCGACAUGCUCAAGGCCAAGCUCCUCGCCGGAAACAUCAUUCCGGCCAUCGCCACCGCCACCGCCAUGGCUGCAGGCUGCUGCAUGUUUGAGCUGGUCAAGCUCGCCCAGGGCCUCCCCGUCGACGCCUACCGCAACUCGUUCUUCAACCUCGGCGUCAUGGCCUUUUCUGCCGCCGACCCCAUGCCGCCGGCCAAGAUCACCUCUCGCCAGGAGACCAUCAAGCCCGACCCCGAGAACUACCCGGACUAUGAGGAGGAGCGCGACAUCAUCGCCUUCCCCGACCCGCACACCGCAUGGGACGCCGUUGUCAUCGACAUUGGCGCCGCAGGCACCGUCGCCGACGUCCUCGCCUACUUUGACUCGCACAACCUCUCGGUCAUGUCCAUCGCCGUCAACGGCGGCCUCAUCUACCGCGCAGGCGCCUCGGGCGACGCCGUCAAGGGCAACGUCUUUGUCGACCACGUUGCCGAGAAGGUCGGCGCAGACGCCUCGCGCGGCUUUGUCGUCAUCGAGCCGCUCUGCGAAGGCGCCGACAUGCAGGAGAUCGAGUUCCCGCCGCUGGUCCUGGUCAAGGUCUCGGACGGCUACGCCCUCUCCCGCACCGCCACCACGUCGAUGGGCAAGCCUGUGGAUGCGUAA
This is a messenger RNA of Thecamonas trahens ATCC 50062, 3473 nucleotides long. Its product is annotated as ubiquitin-activating enzyme E1. The transcript is spliced from 2 exons. Gene Ontology annotation, biological process: protein sumoylation. Gene Ontology annotation, cellular component: SUMO activating enzyme complex; cytoplasm. The coding region runs from base 21 to 3473 and encodes 1150 amino acids. NCBI's taxonomy places the organism in Eukaryota, Apusomonadida, Apusomonadidae. Gene Ontology annotation, molecular function: SUMO activating enzyme activity. The record is from RefSeq and is a predicted model, not a curated record.